Saccostrea echinata is the source of this 888-nucleotide messenger RNA. Its product is annotated as phytanoyl-CoA hydroxylase-interacting protein-like. Gene Ontology annotation, cellular component: cytoplasm. The record is from RefSeq and is a predicted model, not a curated record. The transcript has 2 exons. The coding region runs from base 1 to 867 and encodes 288 amino acids. NCBI's taxonomy places the organism in Eukaryota, Metazoa, Mollusca, Bivalvia, Ostreida, Ostreidae.
AUGGCAUAUUUUGUCUUCCUAUCGGAUCUCGAUGCGAAUGAGAAAUUUUUCUUUGACUGUGCCGGGAGUACUUAUGAAUUUCCUAUGCAUUUGGAACCAAUGAAAGACUACCAGUUAAGUGUUUACAGAGGAAAUGAUUUACAUGGUGGAAAACACCUUUUUUCUUCCAUUGCAAGAUUAGAUUUCCGAGCUUUUAUGACUAAGAGAGAGAUAAAAUUGCUCUGUGAAAGAGGGGCCAGAUUCCGUGAAGCACUCUUUGUACCCAUCUCCCAUCUCUAUAGAAACAAACCACAGGUUUACUAUGACAACAUAUUUCAAAGGAAUCAUGGAAUUAUGGGUAAAUACCUGAAAAAUGAUGGCGGAGAUCAGGCAUCUGUAUUAAACAGAGCGAUACAGGGUCUUUUUUUCAGUGCCUACUUACAGCGUCAACCCAAUGGCUUCUUCCUUCCACCUAUGGCCUCACCUUUUGGAGAUACAAGACUGAACAUCCCAAUUACCUUUUUCCUUAAUCCGAGCAAUAAUUUGUAUUUUGCUGAUUUUUUCUGCCAUGAUUAUAACCAUCAUGUAACUCUUGUUAUAACAGUAAAAGGUAGUUAUUCUGAUAAUUUUUGUAGAGAAAGAUUGAUUAUAUUAGAUCCCACUGAUAAUCCCUUUCUAUAUUUUGAUGUCUAUUCAAAAAUGUGUUUUGUAAACAUGGCAGUAAACACUGAAAUAUUAUAUACAGAGAAUAUUAAUGUAGGAAGUUUAUUAAGAGCAAGAAAAGCAUUCUUUACAAGGUGUCAGGCAAUUGGUGCUUCUAAAAGUAAGUCUUUUAUAGGUAGACCUAAAAAUGAAAAUUGUAAAAUUUGCAAUUUAAAAAUUAGCUAAAAUGAAAAUAUUGAGGUCUUU